Molecule: messenger RNA, 2904 nt
Organism: Talaromyces proteolyticus
Lineage: Eukaryota; Fungi; Ascomycota; Eurotiomycetes; Eurotiales; Trichocomaceae
Exons: 3
Coding region: 1-2904 (967 amino acids)
Source: RefSeq, a predicted model, not a curated record
AUGGCCCCAACAUCCAGUGGCGCUGCUCAGUACCUCGUCUUACGUGCAAUCCCGGAUAUGCUGACAUGUUUAUCCGCAUUCUCAGAAUCAACAGCACCGACGCACUUGAUUUACCUCUGGCCAGCCGUGCUCUUCCGCCUGGUUUCUUUGUGCUACGUCCGACCUUUCGAGCACGUAGCCCUAGACCCUAACUCACCCGCUGCAAACUGCGAAGACUUUCCCCAGCCCCCCAAGUACAAUACAAUAGGGCAUGGAUUACGAUUGAUUGACAACCUGAGUCACCUGGUCGUUCUAUGCAGAGUCAUUUGGAACAAACACCGGCAUUAUCCCACCACAUCCUGCUUCCCUGAUCCUCUCCUCCUUGAUCCAACAAUGGCUACCCACGAGGACGUUCAAAAGUCCUCCUCCAUGCCAUCAACUCCACAAUCACUCAUGUUUCUCGAGGCAGACAACCAUUUCCACCAGCCAACUAAUGAGGAAAUCUGGCGCAACGCAAAGCGUCGUCGCACUCAGAGAACAUCAAGUGAAACACAGUUUAUCCACAUGAACGGAUACAAGAGCGACAGCCAGGUUGGUACCAGGUUCAACAACACUUAUGUAGACUCUUACGCAGAUUCAAAGACAUACGAUAGUGUUCACCAUCAGUCAGCCGAUGCGAUAUCUACUUCUGAGAGUAGUGCGCCUGCUAUUGAGCCUUCAAAGCCUAGCGAAGAACGCUCGGAGCCUGUAGUAGCCAAACCUACACGCACCCGUAGGCCUGUCGAGCGAUCUACCGAGACUUCUUCCAGGGUAUUGAAAGUAAAGUCUGGCUCUGGCUCAUCUCAACAGACCAACAUUCAAACCUUCAUCUUCAAGACGAAGCUAGAUCCUCGUCUUGCUCAUCAAGCUCAUUCUGAUGAUACUGCCGACAAUGAUCAGAACGACUAUUCCGCCAAACGUCCUCGCAAGUCCCGCAAGGCCGAUGGAAACACGCUUAAAUUUAAGAGCUACAACCCAAAUCUAACGCCACGUAAUGCUACUCGAAAGCCUUCGCGACAGGAUCCACCGCGUUCAGAAUCUGUUGCCACCACUCCUGCUCAAAAAUCACCUACCCUCACCAUCGAUGAAUAUUACCCCACUUUUGCAAAAGCGUUUGAUCAUGAGAAGGAGAAAAGUCCUCAGAAGAGUAGCCAGUUCGAAACCCCAUCAAAAGGAGAAAAUAUGGAUGGUUCUAGUGAAGUCGGUUCCACGCAGCGACGCAGCACGCGAAUCCGUAAACCUACCGGCAACAUUUUGAAUGGGGAUACCCCCAUAAAUACGACAUUCGAAAAAGCUGGGUUUGCACCGCCUACAAAGGAAGAAAAACCGGUUCUAAACCGGCUUGACGUCCAAAUGGACGACGCUUCUUCCGUUAAUGUCAAUAUCAACUCAUUAACUAAUCCUUACCACACAACUCCAUCUACUCCAGUUUCAGAGAGUGAGAUCCCAAACGGGGCUCGAGAUGAGACAACGUUCGAAACCGGCACGCCUUCUCCAGAGAGCCUAUCUGCCACUACACGAACUUCAGGACGUCUACGCAAACCAACCAUCAAGGCUAUUGAGGCUUUGCAAUCCAAGCCAAGGUCCCGCAAGCGGCUGCGAGACUCUGAUCAACAUAUCGAGUCUACUAUGAAUGGCAAACGGACACCGGAGCCUGCGAAUGCAGGAGAUUUAUCCUCAGUGUCAAUGUCUCGCAGCACCAGCGGCGCAGUGAGCGAGGUCAUGUCCAUGGUCUUCGACGACCCUGACACAAUCGGUCGACAGUUGUAUGAGCUGGCAGCUGCAGCGUUUGCAGACGCUCCUACCGCUGAGGAUGACCAUGCAAAGGUCAUUCAACUACGUGAAGCGUUCAAUAAGAAUAAGACCCAGCAGGCACUUAUCACCAUCACAGAGGCUCCUGUCACAGAGCAGAUUGAGGUAGAUUUUGAUAGAAUUGAGCAACUAGGUGAACUCAACCCUCAAGUUCCUCUGGAGCAUCCCGAGAAUCCUCGACCUUGGAUUGAAAGCGAUGGCUGGACUCACACUGGUCGUGUCAAUGGUUUUGGAGAAGAGUACUGUACAGCGCCAACCAGUCGAUAUCAGUGGGUUAAACAUGUGUCAAACUAUCGCACUCCUCCGGGACCUAUCCCAACGCCACCGCCUUUCGUCAAGUCAGUGCAGGAAAUCAAGCGUGAUAAUAUAUUUGGGUUCCCGCCUAGCCCGGGACAACGAAACCUGUACCAAAAACGUCCAGGGCAAAUCUGGCGACACGAAAAUGUGGAUGGUCUGUUGUCUCAUAAUUCAACUCGCGCUUCUGCUGAGACCAGCGGCGUGGAUGCGACGGAUGCCGAUGGUGAAACGAUGUCGACGCCUCUAUUCAAGAAACCCAUCAGACUCGUGCUAGUAGACUCGUCGAAGCUUGGACAUGGAAGGUCUCGUAUAUCGGCUCUACGCAGACGUCGUCAGAGCGCUCCGAUUUCUGGACAGAAAUCGGCAUAUACUCCCACACAUACUACCACUAGCCACAGAAGAAAACGUUCCCUGGGCGAUAUAUCUAUUGACAUGAAAGACGCCGUUCUUGACGAUGCGGAUGCAUCUCAGCGCAAGAAGCGGCGGUCCGCAUUGAAACUAGAGAGAAACGGAUCAUUCAUUAACAUGGAAGAGAAAACCCCAGGACGCAACAAACCCAAGUAUUACAAAACACAGGCAACUCCCGAGUCAAAAUCUACAGGCCCUAAAGGAACCCCCAAGGGCCGGCGCAGUGCAGUGCGCACAGUUCAUUCAGAGAAACCGGCACACAAAACUGGUGCCUUUACGCCUGCCACUGUUCAUCAUCCUCCCCAAGAGACGCCCACACAUACCGGGUCGGGACGCGGUCGUCGGCGUACAUUGGGAGCUUCUAAAUAA